Molecule: messenger RNA, 2985 nt
Organism: Charadrius vociferus (killdeer)
Lineage: Eukaryota; Metazoa; Chordata; Aves; Charadriiformes; Charadriidae
Product: KIAA1210 ortholog
Exons: 13
Coding region: 1-2985 (994 amino acids)
Source: RefSeq, a predicted model, not a curated record
AUGGAAUGUAAACAGCUGAGAGAACACUUCGCUUCUGCUGCCCGGCAUCAGGCAAAGGCCAACGAAGCCGCCCAACCCGAGAGUGGCACAACCCCGUACGUUGCAUCUUCUGACUUUCUAGCUGUGUUCUUCAUCCAGCUAAGUGCUAGAAGAACAAACUUGCAAUGUGAAGAUGACACUAUGCUGAAGGCUAUCAAGAUCCUGUCAUUCCUGGAGAUUGACUAUAACAUGGCUACGGGGCCAACAGAGGUCACACAGUCACCUGAAACAGGAGAAACAGUUGGAGAGUGUACAGGAAAGAAAAAAUCCAAAUUUCAGACUUUCAAGAACUUCUUUGCCAAGAAGAAAAGGAAAGAGCCUCCACCUCCCAGGGGGGAGAGUAAUUUAAAACCUAGCCAGUCCAUCAGCGAUGUCAGCAUCUCUGUGCUCGACACUACUGCACUUCAUUCACCGAAGGAGGCUGGGCCCAAAGGAAGCAUGGGAAACAAAGCCUUGUCCCAUGACAGUGUCUUCAUUUUUGAGUCUGCACCAGGAAGUGUGGCAGGUGACGUUUUGUCUCAGGAAAACAUACCCGGAAGAGUGAAAACUUUGCAGCUUCAGUUGCAGCAGAACAUCAGACUUGGAUCGCCUUCUCUUGUUAUAACUGGAAAGAAACUGGAAGAUGCAGGUGCUAUUUCUGAAGAUGAUGGUUUACCUAGAAGCCCUCCUGAAAUGUCAACUCUUCAUGAAGUUCUGACAGAUUCACCAAGCAAGUCUUCCAACCCUGUUCAGCGUCAUAGCUCUUUGAGUUUAGGCGGGACUGACAGUGAAGAUGAACAGGCCAUCAGUCCUUCAACCUCUACCACUCUGGGGGCGCCCAGCUCACGAGGCAGCAGCUUCCUUCCCAUUGACUUCACCUUCCCUGCCAGUCCCCUUGGCUGCCUGGACACCUCAGCAGCCAGGCACAGGAUUGCCAUAAACCCCCGGAAACAGAAAGGCUUUACCAACAAGAAUCAGCAACCCACCCAGGUGGAACAGCUGGAAAAUGAAGCAUGUCUUCCUGCAACUCCAGAAAAGAAGGGAAAUUCAACAGAAUUACUUGAAAGUGACCAGCACCAAAGUGAUUGGGAAGGACUAUCAGCCCAGGUGAGACAUUGUGCAAACGGAGACAGUUCUAAUGAGACACCAGGUGUAAAAAAUCCCACUGAUGGUGUCCGUGACUCUUGUGACUCCACACUUGUGCCAGAAAACUCUUGUGCUUUGCUGCAAGAGGAUGCAUGCCUUCCAGACAUGGACCAUCACUAUGAAGCAGCUGCACCCCUUCUGAGACCUGAGCCUUCCGCAGUGCACCUGGAGGAACACCACAGUGCAAAAGUGUCGUACUGUUCAGAUGAGUCUGCUGAUGAAUUGAAAUUACAUCAGCAAAACAACAAUACUGAAGUAUCUGCACUUCCAAAAUUGGAGCAAAUUGAAAGAGAAGCUGUUGUGUUUCCAGGCAUACUAGCAGCUGGCUUGUUUAGCAAUGGUGUGGAAACAGAGGGCAUAGAUAUAUUGGCAGGUGUUGCACAAAGGUUGUCAGUAAAUUCUGCGGACCCAAACAUCAAAGACCAGGACAAGGGGGAUCCACUGUUUAUUGGCAAAGUAGAAGCUUGCUUGGGUACUAUUGAGAGUCAUUCUAACUGCACUGUCUCAGAUACUGCACCAAGCACUUCGCAGUUUGUGGUAGCCGAUUCAGAGUCUUCUGAUAUCAAGACAGUUGCUGUUUUGAAGCCUGAAAACAGUUCAGUAACAAGAAAUGACAAAGAAACUUGUGAAAUAAUGGAACUUCAGUCAUCCAGAGGCAAUGCAGAAAAAAAAUUAGACACUGCUGCAUCUGUCUCAGAAGCAGGUUGCACGCUACCUCCCAGUAAACUGGAAGUAUGUUUUAAAGCAGAAACUGUUUCUGUUUCGAAGGGUAACGAAGGCAGUCAACAGGCCAACACGUCACACAUUUCUGAAAAACUUUCCAUUGGAUAUCUUGCCUCUUCAAGUUUGGCUGGCUUGAAGACUAAUAUCUCUUCUGAUAAUGACGGUAAGGACUACCAGAUAAGUAGUACAGCUUCUCACAGAAAAACAGUGGAAGACAGUCGAUCUUCAGAUGAAAAUGUAAAAAAUCCACUGAAGACUGCUUCUGCUAAACCAGUCAGAUUUACCAUUGCACCAGCAUGGCAAAGAUCUCUCUCAGGGGGUUCAAAUUCAAAGGAAGAUUCCUAUACCAGAAGUUCGCCAACAUCCCCUAUAAGACCAGAGUUGUUUGAGGGAAUGACAAAAGAACACACCCGUUUUGAUGCAGUCAUCCAGGAAUCGGCAAAAAAAAGCUCAGAUAGAUUUGAUCGAGAUGUUAAGGACAGUGAUUUGCAUUUGAAUUCUUGUAUGGAGUGGGCUGACCAUGAAGCACAAAACGUUGAAAGCCCAUUUGGGGUCAGACUAAGGAGAACAUCUUCUUUACUAAAAUACCAAAAUGAAAGCCAUGCUGAGUAUCCAAAGCUGAUCCCCUCAGCUGUUCCCACUGCUGCUUCUGCUUCAGUUAAAGAGGAUCAGAAAUCGGUGGGCACUGGGAAGCCCCCUCCAGGCCUUCCUGUCAGCACAAAAUCAUUUGUUAAUAAAAGAGAUCUCCUAGAAGACAAAAAUCCUCCCAAGACAAGAUCAGAAGAAGUGGCAAAGAAGCAAAACUCUGAACCAGCCUGGGUCUCCAUGGCAAAACUAAAACAAAAGGGUUUCCAGGACCACCCUCUUGCCAAAGAACAUAAAGCCGAAGACAAAGCUUUGACCAAAGUGGAUCAAGAGGAGCAAGGGAUCUGUGCUAGUGAGAACAUACUGAAGAAAAAUAUGCCUUCCAGCUUGAGCUCUCAGGACAAGAAAAUGCAAAUGAAGACCAGUGUGUCUGCUGCAGCAGAACCACCAUGGCUAUCCCUGGCCAAGAAGAAAGCCAAAGCAUGGAGUGAAAUGCCCCAGAUUGUACAAUAG